Schistocerca cancellata (South American locust) is the source of this 1370-nucleotide messenger RNA. RefSeq names its product dual specificity protein phosphatase 23-like. The transcript has 2 exons. Gene Ontology annotation, molecular function: protein tyrosine/serine/threonine phosphatase activity. Gene Ontology annotation, biological process: cilium assembly; protein dephosphorylation. The record is from RefSeq and is a predicted model, not a curated record. Bases 52 to 549 code for a protein of 165 amino acids. NCBI's taxonomy places the organism in Eukaryota, Metazoa, Arthropoda, Insecta, Orthoptera, Acrididae.
ACUACGAAGUAGUUAAGUACUAUUGCGGGUACAUGAGUGUUGGCACCUUAUAUGGCAGAGUCAGUAGAUAAUUAUUGUUGUCCACCUUGGAACUUUUCGUGGAUCGUUCAGAAUGAAUUAGCUGGAAUGGCAUGGCCUCAGACCGCUGCGAAUAUUCGUUUCUUGAUUAAUGAGGGAAUAAAACACAUUGUAACACUAUCUCCCGAGAAGAAACCUCCUGUUCACGCAUUUCCAGACAUCGCGUGGACAGAAAUUCCCAUAAAAGAAUUUCGAUCGCCAUCGAUCACCCAGAUUAAAAAGUUUAUAAAAAUUUGCGAAUUAGCCUUAAAAAAGAGUGAGGUCAUAGGUGUCCACUGCCGAAUGGGACGAGGAAGAACAGGUGUAAUGGCAGCAUGUUAUCUUGUGAGGUUUCAUGAUUUAUCACCAGAGAGAGCAAUAACAAACGUUAGACUCAUGCGACCUGGGUCUGUAGAAACAUAUGAACAAGAAAAAGCUGUAAUUGCAUACACUGAUUAUCUUCGCAGCAGUAAUGAGCUAGCAAAUCAGUAAGCCCCCAGUUAAAGGUAUUCUUUGUAAGUUUCUGCAAAUUGCCACUCAUUGUAUUAUUUAUGCUUGAUAUCAUUUGCUUUAUUUCUAAUUUGUCAUAUAAUAUUUCUGCUGGAAGAGCUUCAUAUUAAGCACACGUAUUGCAGUGUCCAAAUUAUGAGUGAGUAUAAAGCAUAUUCUUGCAAAUUAUCUGUGAUGCUCUGUACAAAGCCAAUGCAUUUUACAGUCUGCAAACUUCUACUUAGUGUUUGACGACUCCAUAGUUCUGAAUUAGUACACGUGGAACAACUUCAAGCUAGUAUUUUGUGUGUCUGACCACUGCCAACCUCCAGGGUACCGCACAGUAUCAGCAGUUGCCCAACCAUUACCAUGUUGAGCUGUAUCUUUCUGCUCUCAUGUAAAAUUCAGAACACAUCUGCAAAACAUGAAGGGCCUAAGGUGUACAACACGUUAUAUGCAGUACCGUGACAUUGGCAUUGUUGAAUGAUACUCUAUACUGUCUUCAGCUCAUUUUUUGCUAAGAUAGGUGAUGAAGCAGUUUCCUGUCCAUUAUGGUUGCGGGUAUGACAGAGUUCACUGUCUGCAGGGAGAAUAGAUGCUUAGUAUGAGGCACUACACAUAACUAUAGCAGCUUCAUUUUAUGGAAGAUGAGGGGCAUGCAGUUACAGUAACUUUACAGGGAGGUGUGGUUCAGCACAUAUUGGAUUAAAUAUUUUUUCCUGUGAAACAAGAUAUUUUACUUUUUUGUAAUUACCACUAUUGGCUGUAGUACGUCGGGCAAGUUGUAAAUUUUUAUCGCAAUUCCUUGUAAUAAACAAAAAUUG